This is a messenger RNA of Gopherus evgoodei (Goodes thornscrub tortoise), 5421 nucleotides long. It is a transcript of the gene LAMB4, whose product is annotated as laminin subunit beta 4. The record is from RefSeq and is a predicted model, not a curated record. NCBI's taxonomy places the organism in Eukaryota, Metazoa, Chordata, Testudines, Testudinidae.
AUGUGGCUAGAGCUGAUCAUUCUUUUAAAGUUUGUGCUGUUAAGUCUCCUGCAUGCAGAGGAUGACUGUGACAGUGGAUCCUAUCAUCCAGCCGUUGGAGAUCUUCUGGUGGGUCGCAGUGAACAACUAACAGCUUCAUCAGUUUGUGGACUGACUGGCCCUCAGAAAUACUGCAUUAUAGGCUACCUUGAGGCUGAAGAGAAAUGCUUCCUUUGUGAUUCCAGAUACCCAUAUAAUCCCUAUACCCAUCCCAACAGUCACCCAACUGAAAAUGUUAUCACAACUUUUGAAAAAGACCGGAAAAAGAAGUGGUGGCAGUCAGAAAAUGGCAUUGACCAUAUUAGCAUUAGACUGGUCCUAGAAACCUUAUUCAAAUUCAGCCAUCUUAUAUUGACUUUUAAGACAUUUCGGCCUGCGGCAAUGUUCGGCCUGCGGAUGUGCUCCACAGACUAUGGUCACAUCUGGAAGAUAUUUAGAUAUUUUGCACAAAACUGUGCUGAAUCUUUCCCCAACAUCCCUUCUGGUCCAGCAAAAGGAGUGGGAGAUAUUGUUUGUGAUCCAAGAUAUUCAGAUAUUGAGCUAUCCACUGAAGGCCAGGUUGUCUUAAAAGCUUUGGAUCCCAGCUUUGAAAUAGAAAAUCCUUAUAUCCGAUCUAUCCAGGAGCUCACCACCUUAACAAACUUGAGAAUAAAUUUCACGAAACUCCACACUCUUGGGGAUACACUAUUUGGAAGAAGGCAAAGUGAUCUCUUUGAAAAAUAUUAUUAUGCAGUUUAUGAAAUGGUUGUCCAUGGAAGUUGUUUUUGUAAUGGUCAUGCCAGCCAAUGCAGUCCAGUGCAGAAACUGCGGGGUGAUGUUUUCUAUCAGCCUGGAAUGGUUCAUGGCAGAUGUGUCUGUCAACACAACACUGCUGCCAUGUCCUGUGAAAGGUGCAAAGACUUCUACAAUGAUGCUUCCUGGAGGCCAGCUGAAGGAUCGCAGGAUAAUGCUUGCAAAGUGUGUAAAUGCAAUGGCCAUUCAGACCGAUGCCAUUUUAACAUGGCCGUGUACGUAGCUAAUGAUCACAUCAGUGGUGGCAUAUGUGAAGACUGUCAGCACCAUACCAUGGGGCAGCACUGUGAUCAGUGCAAGCCUUUCUUUUACCGGGAUCCUCUCAGAGCAAUUUCAGACCCUUACGCCUGCAUCCCCUGUGAUUGUGACCCAGAAGGUACAUUAUACAGUGGGUUGUGUGAAAGCCGUACAGACCCUAUUCUUGGAACUAUUGCUGGUCGGUGCCUUUGCAAGGAAAACAUUGAGGGAGUCCGUUGUGACAUGUGCAGGCCGAGCUACUAUGGACUGAGUGGCAGUGAUCCUCUUGGCUGCCAACCCUGCACCUGCAACCCUUCUGGGAGCUUGUCUUUCUCGAUGUGUGAUCCAGUGACUGGAGAGUGCCUCUGCCAGCGUUUUGUCACAGGGCCACAUUGUGAUGAAUGCCUUGUAGGAUACUGGGGGCUUGGGAAUAAUUUAGAUGGCUGUUCUCCGUGUGGCUGUGACAUUGGUGGAGCCCACAAUAACUUGUGUUCAUCAAGUGGUGGGCAGUGUGAAUGUCUUCCUAACAUUGUGGGCCGUCGGUGUACAGAACCUGCCCCAGGCUACUUCUUUUUACCAUUGGAUUAUUAUAUCUAUGAAGCAGAGCAUACAAAGCCACUUUCCAGAUCUGCACCUUUAGUUAAACCAAAAGCUUUACCACAGUGUGAUAUCUAUUAUCAGCAGCAAGGAUAUGAUUUCACCAUUGAAAAUGGAAAUAUUGUAUUAAACAAGAGCAAGAAACAAAGCAUAAGAAAACAGGGGAUGGAACAGGGUGGGGUUCAGUCUGAGAGGAACUCUACUCUGGAUAUUGUUUUCAGGGAGCCCACCCCUGGCAAACCUGUCACAUGGACAGGUCCUGGCUUUGCCCGUGUCCUGAAUGGCGCUGGGUUAAGAUUUACUAUCAGCAACAUUCCCUUUGCAAUGGACUUUGAUAUCGCUCUUCGUUAUGAACCUGAGUCUUUAGAAGACUGGAUAGGAAGUAUUGCGGUCAACCCCUCUGGAGCUUUGACAAGUGAUCGCUGCAGAAACAAGGCACUUCUGCAAGAGCCACACGCAUUGGCUCUGCCAGCCACAAAGAGAAUUGCACUUCUGCAUACUCCUGUCUGCUUAGACCCAGGAGUAGAGUAUUUUGUAGAUGUUUAUUUAUCACAGCCUUCUGCCUCUGAUCCAAAGACUAUAUCAUACAUCUUGAUUGAUUCACUUGGACUUAUUCCCAGAAUCAGUUCAGUGAAGAACCUGUGCAGUCAAAAAGAUCUAGAUGAGUACCAGUAAUAUCACUGCGUUGAAAUUGCUUCAGAAGUUGGACCUCAUAUUCUACCUGAAGUGUGUGCAAGGCUCAUAGUGAGCAUGUCAGCUCGGAUUCACAAUGGAGCAGUUCCAUGCAAGUGCCAUCCAGAAGGGUCCCUGAGCUCCAGCUGUAGUCAACUUGGAGGCCAGUGUCAAUGUAAACCUAAUGUUGCAGGCCGCUGUUGUGACAGAUGUUCUGCAGAAAGUUUUGGUUUUGGUUUCCAUGGAUGUUACUCAUGUGAGUGCCAUCCUCAAGGCUCAGUGAGCACUUUGUGUGAUCAGCUGACAGGACAGUGUUCAUGCCGCCGAGAGGUUGAUGGUCGAUGCUGCAAUCAGUGCCUGCCUGGGUAUUUUGGGUUUCCCACCUGUCGCCCGUGUCCAUGUAAUGGCUACGCAGAGCUUUGUGACCCUGUGACUGGUGCAUGCCUUAGCUGCAGCAGGUUUACAACUGGAAGUAGGUGUGAAAGGUGUGUCGAUGGUUAUUAUGGAAAUCCUCUCACAAGAGACCCUUGUCGCCCAUGUAUGUGUCCAGAGUCACCUGCAAGCAGUAGAUAUUUUGCAGAUUCCUGUUACCAAGAUCCUCACACUUUGCAAUUAGUCUGCAAUUGUCUUGAGGGCUACUCAGGCAAUCAGUGUGAUGAGUGCCCCAGUGGGUUCUUUGGGAAUCCAGGAAGACCAGGGGCUCAGUGUUUGCCAUGUUCCUGCAAUAAUAAUAUUGAUGUGGCAGAUCCAGAAUCCUGUAACAAGGUUACAGGAGAAUGCUUAAAAUGUUUAUACAACACGCAUGGACCAAACUGCCAGUUCUGCAAACCAGGUUACUUUGGGUCAGCGCUUCUUCAGAACUGCAGAAGGUGUACUUGCAGUUUUUCAGGUGUGAACCCAGCAAUAUGUCCACCUGGAAAUGGAGUUUGCCGGUGCGACCAAAUGACUGGAAUAUGCCCCUGCUUACCUAAUGUAAUAGGUUCUACCUGUGACCAGUGUGCUUCUGGCUACUGGAACAUGUCUCAUGGAAUAGGAUGUCAGUUCUGUGACUGUAACCCAAGAAACUCUCAAAGUAACCAGUGCAAUCAGUUCACAGGCCAAUGUUCAUGCAAACUAGGCUACAAUGGAAGACGUGAUGAAUAUGAGGAAAAUUACUUUGGUGAUCCACGAAUCCAUUGUACUUCAUGUACAUGUAACGAGGAAGGAAUUCGCAAACCCGAGUGUGACAAAGACACUGGAGCUUGCAACUGCCGCAUUGGUGUCACCAGAAAGCUCUGUGAUAGGUGUGGUCGAGGCUUCAAACAAGAAUUUCCCACAUGCUCUCAGUGUCACCUUUGUUUUGAUCAGUGGGAUAAUGAAAUUACUACCCUAUCUCAAACUGUUCAGGGGUUAAUGAGCUUUGCUGCAAAUCUAGAAGAUAAAAGAGGCACAAGGCCUGGCUGUGAUAUGCCCUUCAAAGGCUUAGAAGAUAAGAUUUCUGAAAUAGAUAGAAUUUUUAAAACGCCUGUUCUUUCACUAGAGACAUUCUUAAAGAUCAAGGAUUUUCACGGCUACAUUCGACAAAAAGUUGCACAAAUGGACCUACAUCUCAAUAAAAUGGAUGAAUUUCCCAACCUGAAUGGAAUCAUAGACGACAUUAAGAAAGAAGCUGACCAGCUGUACGAAAACCUGAAACAGAAAAUACAUCUAUAUCACAAUUUGAAUAAUUUGAGCCACAAAGAUUCCUUCAGCAACAUUAGGAAGUAUUACCAAAUGUCAUUAUCUGCUGAACAGAAAAUCAGUGGAGCAGUCCCCAUCAUAAGAUACUCAGAAAACACCAGGAAUGGCAUAUUUGCCAUGUUAGGCAAUCGAACCGCAAAAGAAAACUAUACCUUGGAGCAGCUCAGGAUGUUCAAGACUCCAGAUAUCCAAAAACUGAAUAAAAAGAGUUGUGGGCUACCAGGAAACCUGUCGUGUAUGACACGUUGUGGGGGAACUUUAUGUCGAAAUAGCAAUGGAAAUGAACAAUGUGGUGGCCCAAACUGUAAUGGAACUCUUCCUCUUUCUACAAACACAGUCAAGAAAGCUGAAGAGACAGACAUGUUGUUAAAUAAUUUGACUAGACAACUACAAGAGUCUGAAAAUCAGAUUGAAAGCAUCAGAAAAAUGGCAGAAGAUACCAAGACGAAAGGCUCACAGUUACAUGGGAAACUAGAAACUAAGAAUCAAACUGAAAUUGAUAGUGAGAAUGCAAAGGAGUUCAUCAGAAAAGUGAAAGACUUUUUGUUAGAUGAAAGUGCACCUCCAGAAGAUAUAGAGAAGGUUGCAAAGCAUGUUCUAGACGUAAACCUUCCAAGGACUCCACAAAAGCUAACAAAUAUGCUUGAUAAAAUCAGGAACCUUGUGACACACUGUGAGGACUAUGAAAUAAAUGUGAACAAGUUAAAUAACCAAAGGAAAGAUGCACAACUUCUGGUGGAAGCAAAACAAGCUGAGGAAGCAGCAAAAGCUCUGCCACCUCUUGACGAACUGAUAAAUAACCUGAAGGAAGCUGAAAGCACGAAAGGACAAACCAAAGACACCUUCGUAAGGUUAAAUGGAGAGAUACAAGAAAUUAAGACAAAAAUCUCACAGACUGAGAAUCAAGUGAAUAAGACAAGUGAUGAACUAAAGGACUUUUCAGAAAAACAGUCUGAGCUGGAAGUUGAAAUUGCUAUGCUGCAGAGGAAAAUGCUGAUGAAUGGGAACCAGGCUGCAAAUGCAAAAGCAGAUGCAGAACAGGCACAAAAGCAAGCUAUGGACACAGAUAAAGAAUUUGCAAACCUUAAGAGAAAAUACACCAUUCUGCAAGAAAAAGUAAAAAUAAAAGGGCUUCCAAGAGAAACAUUAGAGAAACUGAAGCAGCUGAAAGAAGCAGCAGAGAAACUGGCUGAAGAGACUGAAGAAAAAAUCAAAAGAAUAAAAGAUUUGGCAAAGAAGCUCUAAGAUCUGAAUCAGACUAAACAAGAUAAGACUGAUCAACUAAAGCAACUAGAAGAUCAAGUAAUAGCCAUAAAAAAUGACAUUACUGAGUAAGAAAACAAAUACGCUACAUGCAAAAGUUAG